Messenger RNA from Marmota flaviventris (yellow-bellied marmot), 7747 nucleotides. It is a transcript of the gene Lrrc7, whose product is annotated as leucine rich repeat containing 7. Gene Ontology annotation, cellular component: axon initial segment; adherens junction; basolateral plasma membrane. The record is from RefSeq and is a predicted model, not a curated record. Lineage: Eukaryota; Metazoa; Chordata; Mammalia; Rodentia; Sciuridae. Gene Ontology annotation, biological process: cell-cell adhesion; positive regulation of neuron projection development; establishment or maintenance of epithelial cell apical/basal polarity. Gene Ontology annotation, molecular function: protein kinase binding.
AGAGCUGGCACAAGGGUCUCUGCCAUGACUGAUAUGAAGCGACUGGACACGGAAGCAAAGACUUUUCUCCUUGGCAGCCAACAACCUGCAGCAGGCAAGGCGGGCGGGGGAGGAAACCCCGAGGAGGCGCUCCUGGCCGCCUCUUUGCUGAGAUAGCAGGAGCGGCAGCCUGCGGAGCCACGAGCGCAGCGUCACUGAGCUGGUGCGGGUGCAGGGGCGCGCAGGCAGGCGCACAGGCAGGGAGCCGCUUCUGCCACCCAGUCGCAGGCGCUGCAGGACAACCGUGCCGCCAGAGCGCCCGGGGCCGUUCCGCAAGAGCGAGAAGCCUGCGGCUGCGCUGCCCAGCGCGGUGCCUCCUGCCACCUGCCUCGCGCGCCGCGGGCGACUGGAGGAACCCAGAGAGCUCGGCCUGCUGUCCCGUUUUCGAAAAGCAGCCUGUGGCGGCGGAGCCGGGAGGAGAGCAUUUCAGUUUUCUACGGGACUGAGAUUUUUUUUUUCCUCCUUACAAUUUGGGGGGGAGUCCUAGUAGAGGUCAGAGGGGCAAGAGAGGAUCUAGAAAAGCUGCCAAGGACUGUGAACAUGGGCACCCUCUCCUAUCAUUGGAAAAUCUCCUUGACAUUUUUCACACUUUGAAGCAGCUGCAGCUGGUGUCGUCGGAAAAGGGGGUGGGAAAAAAAGAGAGGGGGCGGGGAGAGCAGGGAGACACUGGCAAGAGCCAAGAGCAGCGCCUCCUCGCCUGCCAAUCCUGGCACCUGUGCGCCGAGCCACUGCACCGAGGAGGACCCCACUCCCGGCGAACCCCAGGCUUGAAGCCACGGACUCCCAGCCCUUGCACGGGGGCUUCUCGUCGGCGGGACCUGCAGCCUCCCACUCUGGCCACCGCCGCCGCCUUCGUCCGCCGAAGCACACUGCACCUCUGAGUAGCCCACUGCGCCCCAGCCCCCGGGGAUCCUCGCCCAGCGGAGGCGCCGCGGCGGGCAGCGGGUGUUACAGAGUUGGGUCCCUUUCCUGCUCUUCUCUUCUCCGCCCAGGAUUUAUUGUCUGUGGAGCUUUCUGGGGGCGGGGAGGGAGCUGCGCCUCCGCCACCACCGCCGCUGCUGCUGCGGUUGCUAGCGCGGCGCGCAGGGCAGGCGGAGGCCGGGGAGUGGACGCGCUCGUGCCUCCCCCGCCGGCGCUCUGGGCUUCCCCUCAGCGGCUCCCCGCGGGAACCUCACCAGCGGUCCACCUGAAGGGCAUCAGCAUCAUGGUCUAACGCGGCACCUGCCUGGAAUCCCCUCUUUCUCCUCCUCUUCCUCCUCCUACUCCUUCUCCUCCUCCUCCGAGGACUCUCGCUCCUACUCUACUGCGGACCCUCGAACACUUUAAGGAAUAACCCUUAGCAGCUGCACGGCUCACGCUCUCCAGAACCUCAUGGGCAGUUUCUCCCGCCGGCGAUGAUGGAGAAUCUAAUAAGGGGAAGAAAUCCCCCACAAUAUCAGAGAAGUCCUUGUAAAGAGGUUCGUGCAGCACUUCGGAAGAGGCCUGAAGAGGAGUUGCAGUGCCUGGAGAUGACCACCAAACGGAAAAUCAUCGGCCGUCUGGUGCCGUGCCGAUGUUUCCGAGGUGAAGAAGAAAUCAUCUCAGUUUUAGAUUACUCCCACUGCAGCCUUCAGCAGGUGCCAAAGGAGGUCUUUAACUUUGAGCGGACAUUAGAGGAGCUUUAUCUAGAUGCCAAUCAAAUUGAAGAGCUACCCAAGCAAUUGUUCAACUGUCAAGCUCUACGAAAACUAAGUAUUCCUGAUAAUGACCUUUCAAGUCUGCCAACCUCAAUUGCUAGUUUAGUUAAUCUUAAAGAACUCGACAUCAGUAAAAAUGGUGUACAAGAAUUCCCAGAAAAUAUAAAGUGCUGUAAGUGUUUAACAAUUAUUGAAGCCAGUGUCAAUCCCAUUUCUAAACUCCCUGAUGGCUUCACUCAGCUUCUAAACCUGACCCAGCUCUACCUGAAUGACGCCUUUCUUGAGUUUCUUCCAGCCAAUUUUGGAAGGCUUGUCAAAUUGCGAAUCUUGGAGCUAAGAGAAAAUCACUUGAAAACUCUACCAAAGUCAAUGCACAAACUGGCCCAGUUGGAAAGACUUGACUUAGGCAAUAAUGAAUUCAGUGAGCUGCCUGAAGUUCUGGAUCAAAUACAAAAUUUAAGGGAGUUGUGGAUGGAUAAUAAUGCAUUACAAGUACUACCUGGGUCUAUAGGGAAGUUAAAGAUGUUGGUAUACCUGGAUAUGUCAAAAAACAGAAUAGAAACCGUUGACAUGGAUAUUUCUGGAUGUGAAGCCCUUGAGGACCUCUUAUUAUCAUCGAAUAUGUUGCAACAGUUACCUGACUCAAUAGGACUGUUGAAAAAACUGACUACUCUUAAAGUAGAUGACAAUCAACUUACAAUGCUGCCUAAUACAAUUGGAAAUUUAUCUUUACUAGAAGAAUUCGACUGUAGCUGUAAUGAACUGGAAUCACUACCAUCUACUAUUGGCUACCUUCACAGUCUCCGAACAUUAGCAGUUGAUGAAAAUUUCCUUCCAGAAUUACCCAGAGAAAUUGGAAGCUGUAAGAAUGUCACAGUUAUGUCUCUACGCUCCAAUAAGCUGGAAUUUCUUCCUGAAGAAAUUGGACAGAUGCAGAAACUGAGAGUUUUAAAUUUGAGUGAUAACAGAUUGAAGAAUUUACCAUUCUCAUUUACCAAACUUAAAGAGCUUGCAGCUUUGUGGCUUUCUGACAAUCAGUCCAAAGCUCUUAUCCCUUUACAAACGGAAGCCCAUCCAGAAACAAAGCAAAGAGUAUUGACUAACUAUAUGUUUCCCCAGCAACCUCGUGGUGAUGAAGAUUUCCAGUCAGACAGUGACAGCUUUAACCCUACACUGUGGGAAGAGCAGAGACAACAACGCAUGACCGUUGCCUUUGAAUUUGAGGAAAAAAAAGAAGACGAUGAAAACGCUGGGAAAGUUAAGGAUCUCUCCUGCCAAGCCCCCUGGGAAAGGGGCCAGCGUGGGAUUACUCUCCAACCUGCCAGACUGUCUGGCGAUUGCUGCACACCAUGGGCCAGGUGUGAUCAGCAGAUCCAAGAUAUGCCCGUCCCCCAGAAUGACCCACAGCUGGCAUGGGGUUGUAUAAGUGGCCUCCAGCAGGAAAGGAGCAUGUGUACUCCAUUGCCAGUUGCAGCACAAUCUACCACUCUUCCCUCUCUAAGUGGCAGACAGGUUGAAAUAAACCUAAAACGAUAUCCAACUCCUUACCCAGAGGAUUUAAAGAAUAUGGUAAAAUCUGUUCAAAAUCUGGUGGGUAAGCCAAGCCAUGGAGUACGUGUUGAGAAUUCAAAUCCAACUGCUAACACGGAGCAAACUGUGAAAGAAAAAUUUGAACACAAGUGGCCGGUAGCCCCAAAGGAGAUUACAGUGGAGGAUUCUUUUGUUCAUCCAGCUAAUGAAAUGAGGAUUGGGGAACUUCACCCUUCAUUAGCUGAGACCCCUCUGUACCCACCCAAACUUGUUCUGCUAGGGAAGGACAAAAAAGAAUCAACUGAUGAGUCUGAAGUUGACAAAACUCACUGUCUGAAUAACAGUGUUUCCUCAGGCACUUACUCAGACUACUCGCCUUCCCAGGCUUCCUCAGGAUCCUCUAACACCCGGGUUAAAGUGGGGUCCUUGCAGACAACAGCUAAAGAUGCAGUUCAUAAUUCUUUGUGGGGUAACAGGAUUGCACAAUCUUUCCCACAGCCUCUGGAUGCAAAGCCAUUGCUCAGCCAGCGAGAGGCUGUUCCCCCAGGGAACCUACCACAGAGACCCGACCGCCUGCCAAUGAGCGAUGCUUUCACUGACAACUGGACUGACGGAUCCCAUUACGACAACACAGGGUUUGUUUCUGAGGAAACCGCAGCUGAGAAUGCCAACAAUAAUCCUCUCUUGAGUUCGAAGUCUAGAAGCACAUCUUCUCACGGACGCAGGCCUUUAAUCAGGCAGGAUAGGAUUGUUGGUGUUCCCCUGGAACUUGAGCAGUCUACACACAGACACACGCCAGAAACAGAAGUGCCUCCUACCAAUCCUUGGCAGAAUUGGACCAGAACCCCUAGUCCGUUUGAAGACAGGACCGCUUUUCCUUCCAAAUUAGAGACAACCCCCACUACCAGCCCUUUGCCUGAAAGGAAAGACCAUCUGAAAGAAUCUACUGAAAUACCCAGUCCUUUUUCUCCAGGAGUACCAUGGGAGUAUCAUGAUUCCAACCCCAACAGGAGUCUUGGUAAUGUCUUUUCUCAAAUCCACUGCCGCCCAGAUUCUUCUAAAGGUGUUAUUUCAAUUAGCAAAAGCACAGAGAGGCUUUCCCCACUAAUGAAAGAUAUAAAGUCCAAUAAAUUCAAAAAGUCACAGAGUAUCGAUGAGAUUGACAUUGGCACAUACAAGGUUUAUAACAUACCAUUAGAAAACUAUGCUUCUGGAAGUGAUCACUUAGGAAGCCACGAACGACCAGAUAAACUGUUGGGACCAGAGCAUGGCAUGUCCAGUAUGUCUCGAAGCCAGUCGGUCCCAAUGCUGGAUGACGAGAUGCUCACUUAUGGUAGCAGUAAAGGGCCACAACAGCAGAAAGCUUCUAUGACAAAAAAAGUCUACCAGUUUGACCAAAGCUUCAAUCCUCAAGGAGCAGUGGAAGUUAAAGCGGACAAGAGGAUACCGCCCCCUUUUCAACACAAUUCAGAGUAUGUGCAACCGUCCAGCAAAAACAUGGCCAAGGAUUUGGUUAGUCCUAGAGCUUACAGAGGAUACCCACCAAUGGAGCAAAUGUUCUCGUUUUCUCAGCCAUCUGUUAAUGAGGAUGCUGUGGUGAAUGCCCAGUUUGCAAGCCAAGGAGCCAGGGCAGGCUUCUUGAGGAGAGCUGACUCCCUGGCAAGCUCCACAGAAAUGGCCAUGUUUAGAAGGGUCAGUGAACCUCACGAGCUGCCACCAAGUGAUAGGUAUGGCAGACCUCCAUACAGGGGAGGGCUAGAUCGCCAAAGCAGCGUGACAGUGACUGAGUCCCAGUUCCUGAAGAGGAAUGGCAGGUAUGAAGACGAACAUCCUUCAUAUCAAGAAGUGAAAGCUCAGGCGGGAAGUUUUCCAGUUAAAAACCUAACCCAGAGGAGGCCCUUGUCUGCGAGAAGCUACAGUACAGAGAGUUACGGUGCCUCCCAAACCAGGCCAGUUUCAGCUAGGCCAACUAUGGCAGCUCUUUUGGAAAAAAUACCGUCUGACUAUAACUUGGGUAACUAUGGUGACAAGCCAUCAGAUAACAGUGAUAUAAAGACGAGGCCCACCCCUGUGAAGGGAGAGGAGAGCUGUGGUAAAAUGCCUGCAGACUGGAGACAACAGCUGCUUAGACAUAUAGAAGCUAGAAGGUUAGACAGGAAUGCUGCUUACAAACACAACACAGUUAACCUUGGCAUGCUGCCCUAUGGAGGUAUUUCAGCAAUGCAUGCAGGCAGAAGCAUGACUUUAAACUUGCAGACUAAGUCUAAAUUUGAUCAUCAAGAACUACCUCUUCAGAAAACCCCGUCCCAGCAAAGCAACAUUUUAGACAAUGGACAAGAGGAUGUAUCUCCUAGUGGCCAAUGGAAUCCUUAUCCACUUGGGAGGCGGGAUGUACCUCCGGACACCAUUACUAAAAAGGCAGGCAGCCACAUCCAGACUUUGAUGGGGUCCCAAAGCCUGCAGCAUCGCAGCCGGGAGCAGCAGCCAUAUGAAGGAAAUAUAAACAAAGUGACCAUCCAGCAAUUUCAGUCACCAUUGCCUAUUCAGAUCCCCUCUUCACAGGCCACGCGGGGACCUCAGCCUGGACGGUGCUUAAUUCAAACUAAAGGGCAAAGGAGUAUGGAUGGCUAUCCAGAGCAGUUUUGUGUGAGAAUAGAAAAGAAUCCUGGCCUUGGAUUUAGUAUCAGUGGUGGAAUUAGUGGACAAGGAAAUCCAUUCAAACCUUCUGACAAGGGUAUCUUUGUUACUAGGGUUCAGCCUGAUGGGCCAGCCUCCAACCUUCUACAGCCUGGUGAUAAGAUUCUUCAGGCAAAUGGACACAGUUUUGUACAUAUGGAACAUGAAAAAGCUGUAUUACUACUGAAGAGUUUCCAGAACACAGUAGACCUAGUUAUUCAACGUGAGCUUACUGUCUAAAUAUUUUCUAUAAAUAGUGAAGAUAUGUCUAGCCAGACCUAAUGUUCAAAAAGAAAUUUAUACAUAGAAACAAAUUUUGCCAAUUGCUGGACCAAUGGCAAACAUUAGUGCCAAAUGUAUAAUACUAUAUGUUAGCACUGAUCAUCCUUAAAAAUGUUAACUCUACAAAUAUGAUGUUCAUGUGGUUAUGUAUUAGUUCUAACUGUCAGCCUCUGGCUGUGCAUUGGUGCAGUUUUGUUUUUCUUUUUGUUUUUUUAAUCAAAUAAGUUUCUUCUCAAAGUGGAUUUCAUAUAAUUUCGGAGCACGGAAGCACACACAGCUCUUUAUGAAUUCUGCUCUCCAUCAGAAACACUGCCUCAAAGUUGUAUAUGCCUUUAUAUAGAAAAUACGAACAUAAAGAAUUAUAAUUCCCAUAAAAUAUUUCUAGCACAAGGUAUAUGUUGGCAUAUAUACAAAAAGAAUAUAGAGAAAAACAAUAUUUUCAUAAACUAAACAUCUCGGAUUGAGAAAGAAAUAUAUCUUAAAAUAAGACUUUACUAUAUUGAAUCUUUUUCAAUAAAAAUUCAUGAUAAUGCCUUAUGAAAGUAACUGUACAUAUGGUAUAAAGUGUUUAUAUUUGGUUCCAUAUUCAUUUACUAAAUUCUCAUAACACAGAGUGAAAUAUUUCAUAAAUUCUCCAUUUAUCACUGGGACCUGAAUAAAAAUAGGAAAAACUAAUUUGUUCAAUGCCUUUAGCUAACUACAAUACAUGCAGAGUUAAAAAACAGACUAAAGGUCAUUAUAGAUAAGUCUUUUUCACCACAAAUUUAAGCAGUGAAUGAUGGGUGGCAGGAAAGGUAUUGAUUUCUUUCUUUCCAGUUUAUGUUGAUUAUAAACUGUAGCCCCUGUGAUUUCUUUACUUGUAAAUGUGGAAUUUAUUUGUGUGCUGCUUUAUUUUAAUUUGCUACUUUUAAAUCAUUUAAAAUGAGUUUGGGGAAUUGAUAAAAUUUAUCAUUAAGAAAGACUUGUUAGAAAGUUAAUGUUGGGUGAUUUUAAAACUUUGGCAUUAAAUAUGAAACUUCAAAUAUAAUUUCUCAGAGCUGUGGUCUACCUGUAUUAAUUUUAAUGCUGUUUGUGGACAGAAAUAGAUAAAAUACUUUUUUCCCCAAAGAAUGUAUCAAGGUAUAUUAAAUUAUGAAUAUGCUCUCUCUAGAGAGUAAUAUAAGAAUAGUUAAUAUAGAAUUAUUUACUUUUACAUUGGAACUGUUUUCCUCUAUAAGAUCAAAAGUCAUCUUAUAAUCCUUUAUAAUAUUUAUUUUUGUUAAUUAUUAAUUUGAUUAAAAUAUGAAUUUUAAAAUUUAGAAUAAUUUCCAAGAAUUGGUUAUAUGUGUUCUCUCUCAUAUUUCUACAUAGCUCUUUAUAGAUAUAUAAUGAAUUUACUUCACAUGCUAUCGAUUCAAGUAUAUUCUAUUGGGAUUUUACAAUAGAAUUACAUAUUGAUGUCAUGAGAGCUCUGAGAAUAAUAUUUGUAAGUUAACUGUUUUAUGGGGACACUGAAAAUAUUGUAUUUUUGUAGGGUCUAUUAAAAUGAGUGUCACUUAUUAGAA